This is a messenger RNA of Artibeus jamaicensis (Jamaican fruit-eating bat), 1919 nucleotides long. RefSeq names its product PAT1 homolog 2 (gene PATL2). The transcript has 15 exons. Gene Ontology annotation, molecular function: RNA binding. NCBI's taxonomy places the organism in Eukaryota, Metazoa, Chordata, Mammalia, Chiroptera, Phyllostomidae. Gene Ontology annotation, cellular component: P-body. Gene Ontology annotation, biological process: deadenylation-dependent decapping of nuclear-transcribed mRNA; P-body assembly. The coding region runs from base 1 to 1674 and encodes 557 amino acids. The record is from RefSeq and is a predicted model, not a curated record.
AUGGAGAAAGUCCACCAGCCUGUAAAGAUGAAAUGUCUUGAAGGCCCCCAAUCAAACCAAGGCCCAGGCAAGUCCUGUGGCUGCUUGGCUCCUGAAGCGGAGCUGGUGCCUGCCUCCCAGCUGGAGGAGGAGGAAGAAAAUGAGCAAGAAGAAGACCUGGAUCCAGAUCUAGCCCCAAACCUGGAGGAGGAAGUAGAUGAAGAAGAGGAAGAUCUUGGGGAUCCAGCUGUCCUCAGUGUGGUCCAUAACACCCAGAGAGGUCUUCUUAGCUUUCCUGGAAUCAAGGCCUCUGGUAUGCUGGGGAUGUCACCUACCUCCUUGCAGUUUCUAUGGCAGACCCUGGACUACUUGUCACCAGUUCCUUUUCGGCCUACCCUUCCCAGCACGAGCUCCCCGGUGCGGCACUUUGGACCUCGACUGCUCUCACCAGACCCAUCUCUCUUCUGCAGCUCACCGACCUCAUGGCCCCCUAGGUUCAGUCUCCCCAGUCAUCUGACCCAGCUCCACCCCCAGCACCAACGGAUCCUCCAGCUGCAGCAGCAUAGUGGAACACCAAGUUCCCCAGCCAAGAAGCCUUGGUCUCGGCAGCCAGACCCCUAUGCUAAACUCAUGACCCGAAAAGAGAAGGACUGGGUGAUAAAAGUGCAAAUGGUUCAGCUGCAGAGUGAGAACCCCUACCUGGAAGACUAUUACUACCAGAAAUAUUAUCAGAAACUAGAGAAGAAGGAGGCAGAUGAAGAGCUUCUUGGACGAAGGAACAAGGUUGAGUCUCUCAAGCUGGUAACACCUUAUAUUCAGAAGGCGGAGGCUUACGAGUCAGUGGUUCGAAUCGAGGGUUCUCUAGGCCAGGUAGCCAUGUCGACGUGUUUUAGCCCUCGCAGAGCUAUUGAUGCUGUACCCCAUGGAACUCCAGAGCCGGAGACGGGGGCUGCCAGCAGUCAAAGGCUUUGGGUGUUGUCAUGGAUUGAAAAGAUGUUUCUUCAGUUACUAGAGAUAGAGGAGGGUCAGAAGAAUGGGCCUCCACAGACCUGCUACUCCAAGCAGCAGAGAAAUCACGUUGAGAAGCUCUUCCAGGCCUUAAAGAGCAAGGAGCAGAAUAACCUGGAGGAGGCAGCAGAUGGCUUCCUGCAGGUGCUUUCUGUGAGGAAGGGGAAAGCCCUAGUGGCCCGGCUGCUCCCCUUCCUGCCCCAGGAUCAGGCUGUUAGCCUUCUUCUGGUAAUCACCCACCAUCUGCCUCUCCUUGUCAAGAGGGAUGCAGCUGACCAGGUCCUACAAAUGUUAUUCAAACCUCUGGGCAAACACAUCAGUCACUUGACCUUCCAUGAACUCCUCCAAGGACUUCAGGGACUAAUGCAGCUUCCACCUGGCUCUUCAGAGCGGCCAGUCACUGUGGUGCUUCAGAAUCAGUUUGGAAUAUCUUUGCUCUAUGCCCUGCUGAGUCAUGGGGAGCAGCUGGUAUCCCUGGAUCCAUCCCUAGUGGAAUCCAACAGUGACCAUAUAGCAUGGACAGACAUAGUGAUUCUAAUCGCCUGGGAGAUAGCUCAGAUGCCUACAGCCUCUCUGGCAGAACCCUUAUCUUUCCCCAGCAACCUUCUUCCCCUGUUCUGUCGCCAUGUGGACAAACAAUUGGUACAGCAGCUAGAGGCUACAAUGCAGCUUGCCUGGGUCUACUGAUCUUACCGUUCUGGAAUGUGGACAUGUGGGAACAGUUGGAUCAUCAGACGCCAGCUGUAUGGGCUUUAUCUACAGGGAUCCAAGAGUCUGAAGACAUUUCCUAUGCCUUAUAUGUUGGAGGACCGCACCCAAAACAUUUUCUUAUGCUUUCUUCAAGAACCUGAUGCCUAAAAAACCACGACAUAGUAAGGUAUACUCAGAAAUAUUAUAAAAUGUGUUAAACUUAUUUGUAAGUUAGGAUAUAU